Molecule: messenger RNA, 912 nt
Organism: Dipodomys ordii (Ord's kangaroo rat)
Lineage: Eukaryota; Metazoa; Chordata; Mammalia; Rodentia; Heteromyidae
Product: chromosome unknown open reading frame, human C17orf107
Exons: 4
Coding region: 159-812 (217 amino acids)
Source: RefSeq, a predicted model, not a curated record
CCUCUGACGUCACAGCCAAUAAAGACGCUGGUGCGAGCCUCUGACCUCACAAACGCACCCCCUCCGCAAGUGGUGGUGAUACGGCCCUUCAGGGUCCCCCUCGGCGAGGCCCCGGGCAUCCACUAGCCCCUCUGCCCUCCCUACCAUCUGUGGCAGCCAUGAAGGGCGCCCCCAGCAGCCUGGAAACGCUGCUAUGGGUCUACAACUUCCACAGCUCCACCGAGGUGGCCCUCCAGUCCCCGCUCCUGUCUUCCCUGGAACUCGCCGUGGCCGCCGCUCACGAAUAUCUGGAGCAGAAGUUCAAACAGCUCAACGCCACUGAGCCGCAGGAGCCACGCGAGCCGCAGGAGCUGCCCACGCCGCCCGCCCCGAAGCCCACCCUAAGGCUGGUGCUACGAGAGGCAGCAGCCAGCAUCGUGAGCUUCGGCGCCACCUUAUUAGAGAUCUCAGCCCUGUGGCUACAGCAGGAGGUGCGGCGCCUGGACGGCAGUGGCAGCUGCUCUAGCCUGGCCCCAGACGCCGGGAACCCGGCCGGAGCGCUGACCCGCAUAGCCCAGGCUGCGGGGCAGGGGGCUAGGCAAGCGGGGGCCGCCGCGGGCGCGAGCGCCCGGCUCAUGGUGCAGGGCGCGUGGCUGUGCCUGUACAGACGGAGUCUGCAGGGAUCCGCCACACUCCUGGAACAGUGGGGACGCCAGCUGGGCUUUGGAAUCCCCGGGGAAGCGACAUCUUCAGCAGAGGUGUUGUCCAGCAGCAGUGAGGAGGAAGAAGCAGAGACUCCAUCACAGUCCCAGCCCCACUCCGCAUCCAAAUAAAGCCCCACAAAGAACGUCCGCCCAAGGCCCUCCUCAAGUCUCUUGAUUCGCGGCUGCACCUCUACCCGGGCUGCCCCUGGCUACAACUCCGGCCAGCAUG